This is a messenger RNA of Ipomoea triloba (trilobed morning glory), 861 nucleotides long. Its product is annotated as G-type lectin S-receptor-like serine/threonine-protein kinase At1g11410. Bases 1 to 861 code for a protein of 286 amino acids. Gene Ontology annotation, biological process: recognition of pollen. NCBI's taxonomy places the organism in Eukaryota, Viridiplantae, Streptophyta, Magnoliopsida, Solanales, Convolvulaceae. The record is from RefSeq and is a predicted model, not a curated record. The transcript has a single exon.
AUGAAAAUCGUAGUGGACAAGAAAACUGGGGGGAACCGGUCUCUUCUUACGGCGUGGAAGUCGGCGGAUGAUCCCGGCACGGGUGAGUAUGCAGUGCGAUUGGAUAUGAAAGGUGUGCCUCAGGCGAUUGUGUACAAGGCGUCGUCCCCUGCGUGGAGAUUUGGGCCCUGGAAUGGCGUUAGGUGGAGCGGCAUUCCAGAAAUGACUCCAAACAUAAACUCCUACAAUUACUACGACAACGACGAGGAAGUCACGAUGUGGUAUUGGACACGGGACCCGUCGAUAUACACAGUAGUGAUGGUAAAUGAUUCUGGCGCAUUCAGUAAGAUUAUAUGGCAGCAAGGGAAUGACGGUGUGAUGAGAUGGGUGGGGAUGUGGUACUUUCCCAACGACGAUUGCGACCGGUACGGCCACUGUGGGGCGUUCGGCGUUUGCCAUCCGAGGGAGAUUGACUGCCGAUGCGUUCCCGGGUUCAAGCCGAAGUCAAGCCCGGAAUGGAGCCAAGGGUGCUGGAGAAACGAGACAGAAGUGUGCCGGAACGGUGAGGGGUUCUUGAAACUAGAGAAUAUGAAGAUCCCGAACACUGAAAUGGCGGAAAUGAACACAGCGAUUGGGUUGAAGGAAUGUGAGGAGCUAUGUUUGAACAACUGUUCUUGCACGGCAUAUACAAGCGCGAAUAUCACAGAUGGUGGAAUGGGAUGCAUUGCUUGGUAUGGAGAGUUGAUAGAUAUGAGGGAGUUCACAAGUGGAGGCCAAGAUAUCUAUAUUCGAGUCUCUGCAUCUGAUUUAGGUAUGUUUAAUUCUAUUCCAAUAUGUUAUGAAUUACUAGCUUUUGGGGAAUUUUUUAAUAUUUGUGGGUAG